AUGGGUUUCACUUUUGACAUUGAGCUCAAUACCGAGCAGCCCUUCAUCAUUGACAUCAAGGCCGAUUCUCACCUCAGCCAGACCGUCGAAGGAGCGAUUGUUAUCCAGAUGGACCGCGCUGAGCACUUCAAGGUUGCCACAGUUGGCAUUCAUGGACAUGUCGGUCUCGCUUUCCCCGACUCCACAAAGACCCCCGUCGUCUACGAACGUCUGAUCGAAACCCACGCCGACCUGGUCGCUGCUAACGACGCCAACGGCAAGGGCCGUAUUGAAUUUGAGCACUCUGGCACCCAGCGCAUCCCCUUCCGUAUCGACCUCCCUCGCGCCCGCGACCUGCCCCCCACCAUGAUCAACCGCCUCGACACUCACGAGAUUGACUGGAAGUACGAGAUCCACGCAACCCUCAAGCGCGACUAUAUGUUAUCUUCCACCCGUACCGUCAAGCACGAGCUCAUCAUCCGUCGACAGAUUGUGCCCCGCACCGAGACGACUGCUAUGUUGUCGGCUUCUACGGAUAUGCCCAAGCAGUUCCGGUGCAAGUUGACGGCUCCUUCUCGUGUUAGCAUGGGUCAGGAUAAGCUGAGGGCCACUGUUGAGAUGAAAGCGCGGGAUAAGUUGUACAUGGUCAAGGAGAUUGAUUGUGCGAUUGUCCAGACUGAGGAGAUUAACUAUAUCACCAAGCAAGCCCAUCCCACCGUAGAGAAUGCUCAUUUUCCAGGAGUCCCAUUCACAGUCAACGCCUCCCGCCUAGUCUCCGCCCACAAGAAGAUCUCGAACGACGACAACGACAUGGACUUUGGACGGGACAAGCCCAUCAACAUGGACAUCCACCUCGACAACUUCCAGCUCAUCCCCACCGACCGCGGUCUCUCCUGGCUCGAUAUCUCUCAAAUCCUCCGGUUCACCGUUCAUUUCAUGGAUGUCAACUUGGAUCCUAUCGUCACCGAAUUGCCAUUGUUUGUGGACUAUGAAGAUUUCUGUGCAGUCAAGAUUGCAGAGUUGAAGGAUGCUCAGCAGGACAAGUCGCGGUUGGUCGAAACUUUGAAGGUUGCCGGAUCUGAGGAUCAUAUCCAUCAUUCCAUGAUCAACGUUGCCCCUGAUUCGCCUUAA
Linnemannia hyalina is the source of this 1110-nucleotide messenger RNA. NCBI's taxonomy places the organism in Eukaryota, Fungi, Mortierellomycota, Mortierellomycetes, Mortierellales, Mortierellaceae. The record is from the annotation of a GenBank genome assembly.